Messenger RNA from Zophobas morio, 782 nucleotides. RefSeq lists its product as uncharacterized. The transcript has 6 exons. Bases 129 to 782 code for a protein of 217 amino acids. Lineage: Eukaryota; Metazoa; Arthropoda; Insecta; Coleoptera; Tenebrionidae. The record is from RefSeq and is a predicted model, not a curated record.
GGCAUUUGGUCGAAAACUCAACUGUUAUUAAAAGAAUUUUGGAUGAUAAGGAAAAGUGUAACUUAUUUCUGAAUCGUUUCCCAUAUGAUCAACUUUUGAACUUUACUACAGUGGAGGGACCUUUUGUAAUGAUGUGCGUCAGACUGCUUGAAUUAUUUGUAAAUUGUGAAGAUUUUUACGGUUAUGAUGAGAGAAUUAAUUAUGCUCUGGAAUAUAUUCUGAUAAAUUUGUCUCACGUUACAAGAGAUGGUAAAGAAACGUUGUUCCUGCUGCGACUUCUAUCAAAACUUUUAUACAGGAACAACAGUUGCAUGGAUCAUUCAUUUAGGAAUAUUUUUGACAAAGAACGAAUAAUGGAAGUGUUAUUAAAGUUAACAAAGUUAAAAUCAAUACAAAAGUCUAAUUUUGCGUUUUAUGCAGCUAUUCUAACUAGACUUUUGGAUCCAAAUUUUUCAGACUCACUAAAUCACUUGUUGUCUGCUUUGUUUGACGUUUUCCAAAAAUAUGAAUUGCGGACAGAACAGAUCGUCGUUUGCAAACUCAUAUUGGCCAGCUCAUCGAAAAUUUUGAAAACUGCAUUCAAAAAUGUUUGGGACUGGCUAAUUUGGGAAUGUCCGACGCUAUUAAGUAAGAGUGUCGAUUUAAAUGUGUUAGAAGAUAUUAUUCAUUGUUUAACAACAUCUAUGGAUAUAUGGCUAAGAGAAAAAAACACUCAAGACAAUCCUUCAAUAUCCUGGAAACAAAUUAACAAAUUAUUUCAAAAUUUGUACAAAUUGCUAUAA